AGUCCAUUAAAGACCGUGAUCGUGAUCAGUUGAUUUUAUAGUUUUUGAAACAUGAAGUGCUUAUUAGUAACUGUCUUGAUAUCAGUGCAAUUCUGUGCACUUGCUUACUCAACACAAAGGCCAAGUCAUACUGAAGAUGAUUCAAGUCCUUUCCUAGACAUUGCAUCAUCAUUUUUAGAGAGUUUUAAUCAGAAUCAAGGAAAUGGUGGUGGGUCGAGUUUAGACGGAAUUGCAAGUAUUGCAUCAUUGAUUGGUAACAUGGUACAGUCAUCGGAUAGUGGAAAAUCUCAACCAUCUGGAGCAGCACAAAUUAUUGCCGGUCUGGGGAGUUUAUUAACAGCAAAUAGUCGAGGAAGCGGUGGAGGUUCUGGAGGUUUCGAUCCAGCCAUAAUUGGUAACGUCAUUCAGAUGUUUGCUGCUAAUAGCGGAGGUUCUAAGGAGAAGCGGUCUAACGAUGAAGGUAACGGAAUGGAAGCAGUUCUUUCAAUUGCAUCUUCAUUUCUUUCCAACUACAAUAAUCAGAAUCAAGAAAAUGACGAGAUUGAAACUAAUGAAAUAAAUCAAGAAAAGAAAAAUCCUUAUAAGAAAGAAGAACCGAAGCAUCCAGGAAUAAAUGGAGAUCAAAUAAUGAAUUUGUUACCAAUUGUGAUGCAAACGUUGAGUUCUUUUACCGGUUCUGAAAUGGAAAAGACUGAACAGAAACAUAAAGACCACGGUGGAAUUCUUCCACCAUUCUUAGAGAAAAUUCAUACAGCGUGGGAUCAUUUCAGUAAUUCUGAGUUAAGUGACGCACUUUACAAGAAGAUCGGCUUGGAUAAUGUCUUCAAAGGUUUCAUGGGGCGCGAUGGAAAACUUGAUUACGAUAAACUUUUUGAAUCACUUCAAAAUCAAUCAUUUAGACGUCGUUGGAUUCAAAAAGCAUUGUUUUACAUUUCUGACUGGGCAAAUUAUUUAUCUGAUCCGGAAGUUUAUCAGAGCUACUUUGCGACGGGCCAAAUGAUGUUCAACGGAUUUUUGCAAUCGCAAGGUUUUCCCAAGAAGACUCAUUUUGAUAUUCAUCGACCAAGUGAAACGAUCUCGAGCUUAAUUAAUCAUGCAGUGAAGAAAAAUUUGAUGGUCGAUGUUGAUUCAAUGCCUUAUGUUAUGCCAGCAGUUUCUUAUAUUAAAGACGUUCUUAAAUUAGGAAAGAAUCGAGAAUAUUUGCAAAGAAUGAACACAACGGAACUCAAUAAUAAGUUAACAGACACAUUUAAUCUCGAGGUCAUUGAACCAAUACUUAAAGUCCAUCGCGCAUAUCGACACGCGAUAACUGAAACAGAAUGCGAUCAAUAUGUUUUGUGUCAGAUCAAUUCACACAAACCCGAUGAAAAUCUUGGACUUGGUGGCUUCAAGGCUGGGGUUCUCAAGUUCGGAAGUUAUUUUGCUUCGUGGUUCAUCAGCGAGAAAACUCAUACACCAUUCUGGACCCUGUUUGGAAGUGUAAAUAAUCCAUUCAACUGCGAAGUGAAGUAUCCAGUAGAUUGCACGAGAUUCCAUGAAGUUGAAAGUAAAGUUACAACAGAAUACGCUCAUACAGAACUUUAG
Messenger RNA from Clunio marinus, 1584 nucleotides. The record is from the annotation of a GenBank genome assembly. Lineage: Eukaryota; Metazoa; Arthropoda; Insecta; Diptera; Chironomidae.